AUGGGACAAGAAGUUACUAAACCUCAAAUAAAAAAUGUUGUUCCAAAAGAAAUCAUUGAAGCAUUAAAGAGAAAUAAAUUACCAGAAAAAGAGUUUAUACAAAAGAUUGAAACACCAAAUAUAUUAAUGCCAAUCUUAUUUGAAUAUUUCUUUAAAAGAAAAGCAUUCAUUGAAGAACGACAGGAAAAAUUAUUAGUUAAAAUGGAACGAGUUGAAAAAAUGAAUAAAUUGUGUUUAGGAAUGGCUGUUGAAGCACCUAAAAAAAUGAGUGGAAUGGUUGAGUUACCAAAUAAAGUAAAACAAGCAUUAGACUCAUUAAAGCUAAUAGAAAAACGAGUUAGUAUAAUACAAGAACAUACUAAACAAAUAAAAGUAACACUUAUGUUUAUAAAGAAGAAUGUAUUACAAUAA
This is a messenger RNA of Entamoeba histolytica HM-1:IMSS, 411 nucleotides long. RefSeq lists its product as uncharacterized. Lineage: Eukaryota; Evosea; Mastigamoebida; Endamoebidae. The record is from RefSeq and is a predicted model, not a curated record. Bases 1 to 411 code for a protein of 136 amino acids. The transcript has a single exon.